Messenger RNA from Pochonia chlamydosporia 170, 2715 nucleotides. Its product is annotated as transmembrane GTPase Fzo1. Gene Ontology annotation, molecular function: GTPase activity; GTP binding. NCBI's taxonomy places the organism in Eukaryota, Fungi, Ascomycota, Sordariomycetes, Hypocreales, Clavicipitaceae. Gene Ontology annotation, biological process: mitochondrial fusion. The record is from RefSeq and is a predicted model, not a curated record. The coding region runs from base 1 to 2715 and encodes 904 amino acids. The transcript is spliced from 2 exons. Gene Ontology annotation, cellular component: mitochondrial outer membrane.
AUGAGCCAGGACUAUUUCACCGGCAAGGGCAAGGCGCCGCUGCGCUCAGAGCCAGAUCCCGAUCCCGAUGUCGACGCGCCAAAGGACUCGGAGCCUCCAUCCUCCUCGACUCGACCACAAUACAUGACUGUUGGCACCGGGUCAACAUCUGAACACGCGGCACGAUUACAGAAUAUGUUAGAUGUUGAUUCCGGUUAUGGCGGAAGUGUUACCGGUGAAGAUCACCACAUGCCUAUGCCGCCGUCGGCCAACUCGACAUCUGGCGCAUCGAAUCAUGCUGCUCGAGACCAAGCGAGCGCCGGACAUCAGAUGUGGUACUACAAACAGCGGGCAAUACUAGGCAGGUCGAUUAACAAGGUCAUGGACUUAUUACAGAGCCUUCAGCAAAUGAACACUGAAUGGCCAGCUCAUUAUCCGACCACAAGACCAGCGGACACAACGAACCCUGACCGACCAGGAAUAGGGCGCACGUAUUCGGUUGCCGGCGAUGCUGCCAGUUCCUCGUCGACCACCGCCCAGCCUCCAUCACUAAUGCGAUCUCUGACUUCUGUUGAUACUUCUGCCUCUGCCGAGUCCAGUCGCGCUGCCGAAAAUCGAUCAGCCCCCGAACCUAGACUCGUUUCUCCCCAAAUCGCUCAGGAGCUUUCUAUUUUGAAGUUGGAUUUGAAACUAGGGGCUCUGCAUCAAGCCGAGCUCGUGCACUCUUUGGAGAAGAGCUCGAUUGCCUCUCUGUUAGAUGGCAAGAUUGGCUCCAGCAUAAAGCAUCUCCUGUCAUUGCGUGAGCGCAUCGAAGACACCUCCAGCAAAGUGCUCAUCACUGGUGACCUGAACGCAGGAAAGUCGACGUUUUGCAAUGCUUUAUUACGGCGCAAAGUCUUGCCAGAGGAUCAACAACCAUGCACCGCCAUAUUUUGCGAAGUUCUGGAUGCGAGAGAAAAUGCAGGAAUCGAAGAAGUGCAUGCAGUACACAAGGAUUGCGCUUAUAACCGACAUGACGAAUCAACCUACGACGUAUUCUCUUUAAUCGAAUUAGAAAAGAUUGUAUCGGACAACGACACUUACACGCAAUGCAAAGUCUAUGUGAAGGAUAUCCGGACCGUGGAUGAAUCACUUCUCAAUAAUGGAGUUGUCGACAUUGCGCUCAUUGAUGCCCCUGGGCUCAACUCAGACACUACCAAGACGACUGCCAUUUUCGCCAGACAAGAGGAAAUCGAUGUGGUUGUAUUCGUUGUCUCAGCCGCAAACCAUUUUACACAGUCGGCCAGGGAGUUCAUCUGGGCAGCAGCUGCAGAAAAGGCCUAUCUGUUCAUUGUGGUCAAUGGUUUCGACAAUAUCAGAGACAAGGAUCGCUGCCAGAAGCUCAUUCUGGACCAGGUCUCUGGACUGAGCCCACGUACUCACAAAGAAUCAUCAGAUCUGGUUCACUUCGUAUCAAGCAACGCCAUUCCAGCUGCAACAGGGCCAGCACCACCACGAGGGCCGGGGGGAAGUGGAGGCGGCAGCUCCAGUGGUGGAGGUGGAGGCGGUGAUGAUCCGAGCGAUGAUGGAGGAAAGGGCAAGGGCAAAGACCUGGACAAAAUUCGAGACUUUGAGGCUCUGGAAGCAUCACUACGUCGAUUCGUUCUCGAGAGAAGGGCGAGGUCCAAGCUUGCUCCUGCCAAGACGUAUCUUUUGAACAUUCUCAACGAUGUCCACACCCUGGCGCAGGUGAAUGAAGAAGUCGCUCAGUCGGAAAUCGACAGAGUUACAGCGGAGCUCAAGGAAAUCGAACCUCAACUCGCUUCAAGUCAAAAGGCCGUGUCAGAGGUGGGCGAUCAAGUGGAUCGAAAUAUUGAGGAGACAUGCCGUGAUGUGUAUGACCACACUCGGGCUGAAAUCAACGCCGCCGUCACUCAAGCCGGCAAGACGAACUAUAAUGUCCCAUACCCCGGCAUCUUCGGUGCCUUUAGCUACGCCGACGAUAUCAAAGAAGCGAUGCUCUCCCAUAUCACCAAUGCGGUCACUCGGAGUGAGGAAUAUGGCAGGAGCAAGAGUGUUCAUGGCGUCAAUACUAUCAAGCAACUUGGCCUCCUACAUGUUGGAGAUGAGUUCCAGAACCUCCAAUUCCGGCCAGACGUCAUGUUCCGAAGAAAACGGGAUGCUCUUGCACGCCAAGUGCACAUUCCAACUGAACUGUGGGACUUUGUGGACUGGUCAACUCUGCUGCAGCGCCAGGAGAAAUUUGCCGGCACCGGCAUGGCUCUGACAGUGGCGGGUGCUGUUGUACCUCGAAUGAUUGGCAUGGGCAACUGGAUGGAUCAAGCUCUGCUUACUACCAGGGUGCUGGGCAAUGAGAAUCUACGACAAUUGAUCGUUCCUGGAAUUGUCAUUGCUGCCAUCGCUGGAGCCGCCUACGUUCUACAGCAGAUUCCCAACUCCCUCCCACCCAAGUUAGCCACCAAGAUUUCCUCACAACUAGCCGAACUCGACUACAUUCACGCAAACUCAUCUCGUAUCUCUUCAUCAGUCCGCAAAGUCCUACGUUUCCCCGCCGACAGUCUCCGCGUUAGUCUCGACCAGAGUGUGAAGGAUUUAGGUAACCGACGAGACGAGGCUGACAAGGUUCGGCACGAGAGCGAGGAAGCAGCGAAAUUCUUCCACGAACUCGUGGGUCGAAGUCAAGUGCAGAGAAGCAUGGUUGAGGCUGUGGACUUGGAGACGCCGGAAUUGCACUGA